Molecule: messenger RNA, 1719 nt
Organism: Pseudo-nitzschia multistriata
Lineage: Eukaryota; Bacillariophyta; Bacillariophyceae; Bacillariales; Bacillariaceae
Source: the annotation of a GenBank genome assembly
GUACCGUCAUCUUCUCGGCCUUUGUCCACCAAAUCAUCGAGAGUAUCGGAGCAAAGGGACGCGAAGAGAAAUCUUUCCGGGUCUGGCUCAUGGAUAAUUUGUACUUGAGCUUUAUCAACUUCACCGGCAACUACAGUUACGAGCCCACGACGCUAGCAGGUCGAUUYUUUGGUACCUCCUMUGCGUUUUGGGCCAUGCUCAUCACUGGUACGUACCGGUAGAACCAUACUACAAAUAAUGKUUAUACAUUGCGAUACUGYGCCCAGGUGUCGURCMGUGUUGUGUAGCUUGCCAGAUAUUUGCUGAAUGAGACGAUCGGAUUGAUCCAUUGUUUGAUCGGMMGACUGUUAACGAUCGUCUGCUAUAUUUUGAUUGAUUCCUAUUUCCCCAGCUGCCUACACGGCGAAUUUGGCCUCGCUCUUGGUCGGACGAGAAGUCGCCGAACCGAAAGUCGAAACAAUUCUUGAUGUCGUCDAACACGAUUUUCCCCUAUGUGUCCAGGUCGGAUCAUUUGCAGAAGAUCAUCUAAGGCGCAAAUACCCUGAGGUCAUCCCCUUGUUGGUACCUGUCCCUAGURAUGACCUAUACGAUUCCCUGAACAGGGGAGACUGCGAAAUCCUGAUUGCCUACAAGCAAGACUUCAUGGUAUCACGUAAACAGGCCGAGGCGAAUCCAAAAUGCACAAUCGAGAGGCAAGGUCGGGAAAUCCAGCCCUUGAAGGACGCUUUUGCAACCAGACAUGACCCAGGAAUUCUUUGUACCGAUCUUGUCAACGAGAUGUUCAACUAUUACAUAAAAGAAAUGGAUGGAGAAGGAAUCCUCGAUGAAUUGUGGGAGGAGCACASCAGAUACUUUGCUGACGAAGGGCACUGCCCAGAGUCGGAUAGUGAACUUUCGGAUAGUGAACUUCCCGGGCUUGGCCGCCGUUUCCUUGAGCGGUAUGKAAAUGCUCCAGGCUUCAGCCGGCGCUUCCUCAAGGGAGGCACGAGUGUCGCAGGGGCGAGUGCUGGAGGGGCGGUAAGUACUUUGGUUGAGGAAGAGGAAGAGGAAAUCAGAGCGUUGACCAUUAAAGAUAUGGCGGGGACUAUUUUGUUUCAGGUUGUGGCUUCGGUGAUUGCCAUUUUGAUUGCUCUCGUGUCUGGGUUCGAGGCAAAAACGAAACAACAGCGGACUGUGAGAAAGAAGACAAUGCGAGACACACGACGCCGUACCGAAGAUAACGGCUGUGUCAGGGAGGAUGAUGAAUUGUGUGACUACGGARGAACUAUCGUCGAUGGGCAGCUAAUGGAGCUCAACGCACGGGUUGAAAUUUUGUCAGAUAUGGUGCGGGAGCUCCUGCACGACAAACGUAAGCGUAAUAACCAGCAUCGGCGCACCAAACCAUCCUCCGUAAUGACUGGAACGUACGAAUCAGUUAGGAGAGACGACAGCGAUGUCACAAGUAGUUCGGGCUAUUACUCGUCGUAAUCCAUGUUGCCCUUUUUUUGCCAUAACUAGACAGAACUUACGACAACUUUAGGCUGCCAACCCAAAUUGGUUGGACUUGUUUGAAAGUCGCAAAGACUGUCAGAGGUAUUUUCUCCUACCUAUUGAAUUUUGACAACARACUCAAUCACAUCGAAUCACAAAACCUAAAUAGAAUCAAUUCUGUCCACAAUUCAUUUCUUGAYUAUGCUGACCUCAAUGUGGAUGAAAUUCGGGGUACUAAGAUAACUGGAG